This is a messenger RNA of Phycomyces blakesleeanus NRRL 1555(-), 426 nucleotides long. RefSeq lists its product as hypothetical. NCBI's taxonomy places the organism in Eukaryota, Fungi, Mucoromycota, Mucoromycetes, Mucorales, Phycomycetaceae. Gene Ontology annotation, biological process: SCF-dependent proteasomal ubiquitin-dependent protein catabolic process; mitotic cell cycle. Gene Ontology annotation, molecular function: cullin family protein binding. The transcript is spliced from 5 exons. Bases 1 to 426 code for a protein of 141 amino acids. The record is from RefSeq and is a predicted model, not a curated record. Gene Ontology annotation, cellular component: nucleus; cytoplasm.
AUGGGCGCGUGUCUUCUCAGUUCAGAUAAUGAAUUAUUUAAUGUUGACAAGGAGAUCGCAGAACGAUCUAUUCUAAUCAAGAACAAGUUGGAAGAAAUGGAAGAAAGCGAUGCUACUAUUCCUCUUCCCAGCGUCACUGCAAAGACCUUGCAGAAGGUUAUUGAAUGGUGUGAACAUCAUCGCGAGGAUCCCGUCACUCAGGAUAGUCAAGAGAGACGUAAUACUGACAUUGAGGAGUGGGACGAGAAGCUGCCAGAUUACCUUAAAAUCGAGCUUCUUCUUAGUAUUUGCUGCAAGACUGUUGCCAACAUGAUCAGGGGUAGAAAUGCCGAAGAUAUGAUGAGAAUCUUUGAUAUCCCUAAUAAUUUUACACCACAAGAACUAGUUUUGAUCAAUCGGGAGAAUGAAUGGGCUGAGGACCGAUAA